This is a messenger RNA of Trichoderma virens Gv29-8, 2289 nucleotides long. RefSeq lists its product as uncharacterized. Bases 1 to 2289 code for a protein of 762 amino acids. The transcript has 10 exons. Lineage: Eukaryota; Fungi; Ascomycota; Sordariomycetes; Hypocreales; Hypocreaceae. The record is from RefSeq and is a predicted model, not a curated record. Gene Ontology annotation, molecular function: RNA binding.
AUGCCAGCACAUUCCUCCCUCCGCCAUCCAAAGAAGACACUCAUGAAGGCCUCUUCCUUUGAUGUCCUCCGCCAACUCUCGUUUGAGCAGGAGAAUAUCUUUAACCACAGCCCAAGCACCUUGCCAAAGCAGGAUACCACCCCUAGGCGACCUGCAUCAUCUGGCAACUUGAUUGCCCAGAUUGCCAAGUAUGGUGAGCAUGAAAGCUCACUUGCCUUUCAAGUUGGAAAUACCAGCGGUGACGAUGUGUUUACCGAUCGGCCAGCGUCAGGAGCAGGAUGUAGGGCUUCAUCUUCGAAGGAGACUGGCGACAGUGCUGAAGAGAGUUCAACUGGGAGCGAGGAAAAAGCCUCACAGAGAGAUGGCAGCUGGUCAUUGAUUCCUCGUGAGACUAUCCAAGUCGAUGCACAGAGUAUUUAUCCGUCGUCAGCCUGCGUAUUUGUCGCCAAUCUAACUCAAGCCUUUGACGAUCGGAGACUAGAAAUCGAAGUCACCAAGUACUUCUCGCAAUUUGGAACUGUUUUUGUCAAAAUCCGUCGGGAUAGUCAUCAGAUGCCGUUUGCUUUUUGUCAGUUCACGUGCGAUGCCGAUGCCGAGAAUGCUGGAAAGCACGGAAACGGGGCAAUGAUACUCGGUCGCCCUUGUCGCGUCGAGAAGGCCACUGCUCAUUCGUGCUUUGUUGUCUACAAGCUAUCUGGAGCUGAGACGACUAGACAAGAAGCUAUCGACCUUCUUGGUGUACUGGGACCAAUAUCUGAAGUAUAUCCGCUGGAUCUUAACAAGCAGAAGACGGAGAAGUUCCCGCCUGCCAUGGUUGUUCACUACAAACGUUAUGACUCUUCGAGAUCUGUAACAAAGACUUUCGAAGGACACCCCGUUUUCCGUGUCGACGCAUACGACCCCAAGGCUGAGAUUCGGCAGCAGCAUAAGAAAAGCGAUCAGCAGAGCUAUGUACAAUACGAGAAGGACCGCCGAUCGGCAUAUUUUGGUAAUUUGCCCUUGAAGAUGACUGCGGAUGUUCUGAAGUCUCUAGCGAGCCAGUGUGGCAAGGUGCUCUGCGCUGAGGUUGCCACCAAAGAAGUUCCUCAAGUUGGUGGCAGAACUGUCACAACGUGCUUUGGCUUUGUCGAAUUUGUUCGGCCCGAUUCUAUCGACGAUGCCAUCAUGACUUAUCACCGAAAGUCUAUCGAUGGUCACAUCAUCAAGGUUGAGAGGAAGCGCACACGAACGUUCAAUGGGCCGUCUUACGGUACAAAUACCUCUCAGCGAGUAUCAUUUGCUGGUAUGCCGUCAACUUGGCAUGGCGAUAGAGGGAGUAUGGGCAAUAGCAAUGGCAAUGGCAAUCGGAUCAUAAAUGCUCACACUUUCAUUCCUCCUGGUACAAUGUUACCGGCGACAAAUCUUCCAACCAGAGUUAACAAUCAGGAGGAUUGUACGGUCUCUCCUACGAAGGCAGAUAGAUCCCAUCCACUUCCUCGAAUGAACGACAAACAGCAAACCCAGUUCACCGCGACCGUGCCAACACUUAACGAAGAAAGCUGUGGUACAUCUGUCCGCUUCCCAAAUACCCUCAAGUAUAUCUCCCCUGGCCAAUCAAUGGUGUUUGGCCGCGUCGAGGAGAGUGAGCUUGGAAAAGCGGUGGAAGGCCGUUACCCCGCUGAGAACAAAGAGGAAAUGAGUGAGGAGAAGUUAGCUAAUAACAUCGAGGCCAAAGAAGAGGAAAGAGGACUGAAGUCUGCGUCAAAGAGUAUUGAAACCGCAGACAAGCAAGAGUUCAUUUCGCAUGGCAGCCACAAAAACAAAUUAAACGAGAGUCUCUGCGAUUUCAAGGAUGUCGAAUCGAUCAAUAACACGACAAAAGAUGACCCCAAAAAACCGGAAACUCCCACCAAGUCUCCGACAAAGACUGCUGUCAGGCCUUCUCCAGCAUAUGGUGCCGAGUCGGCAGCAACCUGCUUUUAUCCCAUCAUUCAUCCUUAUCCCUACUCGCCUUAUGGAUUUCAUCCAAUCCAAUCACUCAUGGCUAACCCCAUGACACCUCAGGGUGGAUCUAUUAUGUAUAACUCGUUCUCACAUGCGUACUACAGCCCCCCGCCAUAUUCAGACAUGUAUGCCAUGUAUCCGAUGGUGCAACAGUAUCCAAGUGCUGCUGUAGAAACGCCUACUCGCGCUUCUGCAUCAUCCCAUGGCGGCAGAAAUCAACAGCAAGAGUCCCGAACCGAGACAUAUGCCAUAUCCCCAAAGUCUGGUGAAAAGACUGAUGAAGAGGGCAAAGGAAAAGCUCACUGA